GGAGAACAUGGCCACUACGGCUAAGGUUGUCCUGCAGGCCACACAGAAGAAGGUGGUGUUGCAGGUCCAGAAGAAGGCCUUCAUAGAGAACACAGUUCCUCUCAUCAUCAGCCUGAAGAGCCUGCUGGAGCAGAAACGCUCUCCUGUGCUCCGAGACCUCAUGUCCUACCUUCAGGUGACCAUGCAAGAACAUCGUAACAAGGUAAAGGACUUUUUCCCUGGAGAUGAGCAGCUGGCAGUUGAGGUGGAGUUUGCUCUGAAGAUGGCUGAGAAGGAGAAAGAGAUGGAGAAGCAGAUGGACAACUGCAGCUUGACAGGAGACGCCAGGCCUCCAACUACACAGGUCAGUUCACACUACAUACACAAUGUGUAUUUAUAA
Messenger RNA from Etheostoma spectabile (orangethroat darter), 379 nucleotides. Its product is annotated as condensin-2 complex subunit D3. Gene Ontology annotation, biological process: mitotic chromosome condensation; meiotic chromosome condensation. The transcript is spliced from 3 exons. Bases 8 to 379 code for a protein of 123 amino acids. Gene Ontology annotation, cellular component: condensin complex; condensed chromosome, centromeric region. Gene Ontology annotation, molecular function: histone binding. The record is from RefSeq and is a predicted model, not a curated record. NCBI's taxonomy places the organism in Eukaryota, Metazoa, Chordata, Actinopteri, Perciformes, Percidae.